UCCGCAGCAAGGGAGGCAAGCCGGGUUUAGACUUCCGGUUGCCAACAUGGCUUUCGGGUUGUACUCUCUGUUGGAAGCAGUUAUUCUUUGCUUAAACGCUGUCUGUGUUUUACACGAAGAAAGAUUUCUGGCUAAAAUUGGGUGGGGUACAUCACAGCAAGGAUUUGGUGAGGAUCCAGGACUGAAAUCCCAGAUGCUUAAUCUUGUUCGCUCUAUACGAACAGUCAUGAGGAUACCAUUGAUUGGAAUCAACAUUGUCACAAUAGGGUUAAUGCUAGUGCUUGGUUAGUGCUGUAUAUCUGUGCAGAAAAAAGGGUCAGUUCGAAUGACAUGGUGUGUGGAAUGUUUUCCACUUCUGAGGCUGCUUAAAACACAUAAAUAAUUCACACAAAAAUUUGAUUGUGCUUAAUGUGCGCUUGUAAUUCAGGAUAAUUCUUUGAUAUGGAUGUGAACAAAAUACUUUCAUAUUAUGGCAUUGCUUCUGUGUGUGCAUGGAAAAUGUACAAUGUUGGUCCUUCUUAUCUCAUUUUACAUGUAAAAAUAACAUUGGAAGUAUAAUUUGGAAGUGCAUUGAAAGUGUACAUGAGCAGGAUGUUGUGAAUUUAUAAACAAAACAAUUUUUGGAAUAAAUGUUUUCUGCAAACUA
This is a messenger RNA of Pomacea canaliculata, 646 nucleotides long. RefSeq names its product immediate early response 3-interacting protein 1-like. NCBI's taxonomy places the organism in Eukaryota, Metazoa, Mollusca, Gastropoda, Architaenioglossa, Ampullariidae. The transcript is spliced from 3 exons. Bases 47 to 289 code for a protein of 80 amino acids. Gene Ontology annotation, biological process: endoplasmic reticulum to Golgi vesicle-mediated transport. Gene Ontology annotation, cellular component: COPII-coated ER to Golgi transport vesicle; endoplasmic reticulum membrane; Golgi membrane. The record is from RefSeq and is a predicted model, not a curated record.